Messenger RNA from Protopterus annectens (West African lungfish), 1346 nucleotides. RefSeq names its product golgin subfamily A member 4-like. Gene Ontology annotation, molecular function: small GTPase binding. Bases 96 to 1346 code for a protein of 416 amino acids. Gene Ontology annotation, cellular component: Golgi apparatus. Lineage: Eukaryota; Metazoa; Chordata; Ceratodontiformes; Protopteridae. The transcript has 10 exons. The record is from RefSeq and is a predicted model, not a curated record. Gene Ontology annotation, biological process: Golgi vesicle transport.
CACUUGCGUAAGACGAAAUCCGGAAGGGUUCCCAAACUAUAGGGAGAAGAAUUGACAGUUUUAGGUUUUGGAUUGUUAAAGUUGGGUAACACAUCAUGUUUAAGAAAUUAAAGCAGAAGAUAAGUGAAGAACAGGGUACUCCCCGAUCUACGUCACAGCCUUCAGAAGGUCUGGGUAGUUCUUCAGUGGCUGAAAGACAAAAUGAGAGCAUUUCUGUUCACAGAGGCAGAGAAAAAAAUGAAUCUCACACUUUGGCACAAAAACUUCAGUUCCGAGUUCCAUCUGUGGAAUCACUCUUUCGAAGCCCCUCGAAGGAAGUUCUCUUCCGAUCUCUUUCCAAGGACUCCUUGGCACGGUCAUCCUCACGUGAUUCUCUCCAUCAACUGGAUCUUGAUGCACCGGUUGCCACGUAUGACCCACCAUCUGAUAUUGAAAGUGAGGCAGAAGAUUUGGUGGGAAAUCAGGAAACUCUGUCCAGAGAGCAGUUGAUUCACCAAUUACAGAGGAUGGACCGUAGCUUGGGUAAUUACAGAAUGAAGUAUUCAGAGCUUGUCACAACCUAUCGAACAUUGCAGAGAGAAAAAGAGAAGAUACAGGUAAUAUUGAGCCAGAGCCAAGACAAAGCACUACGCAGGAUAGGAGAACUCCGUGAGGAGCUUCAAAUGGACCAGCAAGCUAAGAAGCACCUUCAGGAAGAGUUUGAUGCUGCCUUAGAAGAGAAGGAUCAGUUGAUUAGUGUAUUACAGACACAGAACACCUUGUUAAAACUGAGACUGGGGAAUGAACAGCUGAGUGAUGAUUCGGUUGAGGUGGUUGCCCCAUCGUCUGACAGAGAGUCCCACAGUCCUACAAAAGAAAUCCAUGCUGGGAACACAUUAAUAGAAGGAGCAGGUGAUGCAGUGAGAUCUUUAGAAGUACUUCAGCAGCGAGUAAAACGUCAAGAAACUCUACUUCAUCGAUGUAAAGAAACUAUUAAAUUUCAUAAGGAAUGCUCAGCGCUGUUGACCAGUGAAAAGGAAGCCCUUCAGGAGCAGCUAGAGGAAAGACUACAGGAACUAGAAAAACUGAAGGAAAAAUGUCACUCAGAAUACCUGGGGAUAAUCCAGGAGAAAGAGCAACAAGGACUGUUGGCCUUGGAAGAACUUGAGCUGCAGAAAAAUGCCGUACAGUUACAGAAUGACGAGAAAAUUCAGGAACUGCAUCAAGAAGUGGAAUCACAAAGAACUGUAUUUUCUGUUGAGACAGUGCAAAAGAUUUCACGGGCUCAGUCUCUCUGUAGUUCUUUUCACCAGAAGGACAUGAAGCAGAAACCCCUUCUGUUUCACAGCUCAUUCUUUGCUGGAUAA